AUGAAUCUUUUCACCCGAUUCUCUCUUGCUCUACUGAGUACAAAUCUUCUCUUUACGGGAAGCACCGCCGUUCCUCACUAUCCGAAGCUCGCCAAACGUUUACCGGAUAAUUGGAAGUUAUACAAUGAGUGGGUCUCGAUGCUCGAUGUUCAACCUUACACCUACGAAGGUGACGCAUGCGGUGACAUGGGAACCUUCAAUCGAGGGACUAGAACACUCACCUGGGUAACUGAUAAUUCCGAAGAAAUGGUGGUCACAUGGGAGAAGAAUCCAAUCGCCCAAAACAUGGCUGCGGUUUAUAAGGGCACGCUCCAGGUCAAGAAGGACGGUGAAGUGCAAUCUACCCAGGAUGUAGCUGUUAAACGAGACCGAGGUGAUGGAGCCAACGGAGUUGUCUACGGUGCCUCCUUACAAAUGCGACUUGAGGGCAACGAGAACAUUCUCGGAGCUCUAGGUGCUGUGUUUUCAAACGAUCCCACAGCUGGCAACGCGAUCAUGGCUUACGUCCCUGCUACAUCACUGGAGCAAAAUUUUGGUUCCUACUCGAAUCAAGAUUCGGUCAACAGCGCAUUCAAGCAGAUUCUCAGUGCAGUGGCAGCAGUUCAGAGCGCAGGAAUCAUUCAUCGCGAUCUCAAGCCUGAGAACUUCCUGCUUGAUGGCAGCACGCUGAAGCUUAUCGAUUUUGAUACAGCAAUCGAAGCUGCAAGCUCAGAUGAGACCAACGUUGGCACCGCAACCUAUGCUGCUCCAGAAAUUGUAUCUCAAAAAACAAAGUCCGGAGGUCCUUAUACCAACAAAGUGGAUACAUUCUCGAUUGGAAUGACCUUUUUGGUCAUGUCUGUGCCGGAACUGCGAGACGCAAACACUCGCUUUGACUUGUGGAGGAACCUCAUAGAACCAAACGACGAAUUGUGGCCUUCAGCCAGCACGGUCGCAAGUAUCCUGAAGGGAAAGAACUACGGCGUGUUCAGCGGUAACGAUAAUCUCCUCAAUGUGCUCUCAAAUGCUCUGUGUGAGUCAGAUACUCGUUAUGACCCACAGAGUUUCAAAUCAGCCUUUGAGAAUGCAGUUUAG
Molecule: messenger RNA, 1074 nt
Organism: Penicillium lagena
Lineage: Eukaryota; Fungi; Ascomycota; Eurotiomycetes; Eurotiales; Aspergillaceae
Product: serine threonine kinase
Exons: 2
Coding region: 1-1074 (357 amino acids)
Biological process (GO): protein phosphorylation
Molecular function (GO): protein kinase activity; ATP binding
Source: RefSeq, a predicted model, not a curated record